Messenger RNA from Mycosarcoma maydis (corn smut), 471 nucleotides. RefSeq lists its product as uncharacterized. The record is from RefSeq and is a predicted model, not a curated record. Gene Ontology annotation, biological process: mitochondrion organization. Gene Ontology annotation, cellular component: nucleus; mitochondrion. Lineage: Eukaryota; Fungi; Basidiomycota; Ustilaginomycetes; Ustilaginales. The transcript has 2 exons. Bases 1 to 471 code for a protein of 156 amino acids.
AUGCCUCGUUCAAGUCGAUCUUCUGGUGCGUCGCGAUCCGCACCCGCGGGUUCGCGUGGUGCACACACAAUGGCCGCGCCUCACCAGCAACAGCAGCAGCACUACCAGCAGCCUCCUCAGGCGUACGCACAGCAGCCACCCAUGGCGGCACAGCAGCAGUCUCGAGGUCCCGGUUUGUUCGGUCAGAUGGCUUCCACCGCUGCUGGUGUCGCUGUUGGAUCUACCGUCGGCCACGGUUUGUCUAACAUGCUCUUCGGUGGCAGCAGCUCUGCACCCGCCGAACAGGCUCAGCAGCCGCCUCAAGCGUACAACCAGGGUGCCUACCCCGGACAGCAGCAGACGGUGGGCGCUAGCUGCGAGCAGCAAAGCAAGGAUUUCAUCAAGUGUCUUGAAAGCACAAACGACAUGAACUCUUGCUCGUACUACCUCGAGCAGCUCAAAGCUUGCCAGGCUGCCGCUCGUCCUUACUAA